CACUGACUGCCACGGUGCAGGCGCAGCGGCCCAGCACGCCCGGUAUCGGGGUGCCUCCGCCAGUAAAAGUAGUGCGGACCGGCCUUUUCUGCCUGGCCGCCGCCGGUGCCGCCGGUGCCACGCCGCCCCUGCGCCGCCGCCGCCGAGGCCGCCGUGUCCCCGCCCCUCGCCCGCGAUUGGUAGAGGCUGGGAGGCUGAGGAGAGCGUACCGGCGCACGGAUCCCUCCGCCUGCAGUAUCGGUUCUGCGGCCGCGCCGCCGCCAUUUUGAAUGCCUGGCUCCUGCCGCUGCCGCUUCCUCCGCUGCAGGGACCGGCCCGAGGAUGCCAGCCCCCAUCAGGCUGCGGGAGUUGAUCCGGACCAUCCGGACAGCAAGAACCCAGGCAGAAGAGCGUGAGAUGAUCCAAAAGGAGUGUGCUGCUAUCCGGUCAUCCUUCCGGGAGGAAGAUAACACAUACCGAUGCAGAAAUGUGGCAAAGCUGCUGUACAUGCACAUGCUGGGAUACCCUGCACAUUUUGGACAGUUGGAGUGCCUCAAGCUCAUUGCCUCUCAGAAAUUCACAGACAAGCGCAUUGGGUAUUUAGGUGCCAUGUUGCUGCUGGAUGAGAGACAGGAUGUCCAUCUUCUUAUGACCAAUUGCAUCAAGAAUGACCUUAACCACAGCACACAAUAUGUGCAGGGGCUGGCACUCUGUACUCUUGGCUGCAUGGGCUCCUCAGAAAUGUGCAGAGACCUUGCAGGAGAGGUGGAAAAGCUCCUCAAAACUUCCAACUCGUAUCUUAGGAAGAAGGCAGCAUUGUGUGCUGUUCAUGUCAUAAGAAAGGUGCCUGAACUCAUGGAGAUGUUCCUGCCAGCCACCAAAAACUUGCUGAAUGAGAAGAACCAUGGUGUUCUUCACACAUCAGUUGUCCUCCUCACAGAGAUGUGUGAGAGAAGCCCAGACAUGCUUGCACACUUCAGAAAGCUUGUUCCUCAGUUAGUUCGUAUUCUGAAGAACCUUAUCAUGUCUGGAUAUUCACCAGAGCAUGAUGUGUCUGGGAUCAGUGACCCCUUUUUGCAGGUACGAAUCCUGCGGUUACUAAGAAUUUUAGGGCGGAAUGAUGAUGAUUCUAGUGAAGCAAUGAAUGACAUUCUUGCACAGGUUGCCACUAAUACAGAAACAAGUAAAAAUGUGGGAAAUGCCAUUCUCUAUGAAACUGUGCUGACUAUUAUGGACAUAAAAUCUGAGAGUGGACUGAGAGUGUUAGCCAUUAACAUCCUAGGCCGUUUCUUAUUAAACAACGACAAAAAUAUUAGAUAUGUAGCUUUGACAUCAUUGUUGAAAACGGUGCAAACAGACCAUAAUGCAGUACAGCGGCAUAGAAGCACCAUUGUGGACUGCCUGAAGGAUCUAGAUGUCUCCAUUAAAAGACGUGCAAUGGAACUGAGUUUUGCUCUUGUUAAUGGGAACAAUGUCCGUGGAAUGAUGAAAGAGUUGCUGUAUUUCCUAGAUUCCUGUGAGCCAGAGUUCAAAGCAGACUGUGCGUCUGGAAUAUUUCUCGCAGCUGAAAAAUAUGCUCCUUCCAAACGCUGGCACAUAGACACAAUUAUGAGAGUCUUAACAACAGCAGGAAGUUAUGUUCGUGAUGAUGCCGUUCCCAAUCUGAUUCAACUAAUAACUAAUAGUGUGGAGAUGCAUGCCUACACUGUGCAGAGACUCUACAAAGCCAUCCUUGGUGAUUACUCCCAGCAACCCCUGGUGCAAGUAGCCUCUUGGUGCAUAGGAGAGUAUGGAGAUCUUCUGGUGUCUGGUCAGUGUGAAGAGGAGGAACCAAUACAGGUAACAGAGGAUGAAGUUCUUGAUAUUUUAGAAAGCGUCUUGAUAUCUAAUAUGUCUGCAUCUGUUACCCGAGGCUAUGCUCUCACUGCCAUCAUGAAGCUUUCCACAAGGUUCACCUGCACUGUCAAUCGCAUUAAGAAGGUCGUUUCCAUUUAUGGCAGUAGCAUCGAUGUGGAGCUUCAGCAGAGGGCAGUGGAAUAUAAUGCACUUUUCAAGAAAUAUGAUCACAUGAGGCCAGCCCUGCUUGAGAGAAUGCCAGUAAUGGAGAAAGUCACCACAAAUGGCCCUACUGAGAUUGUACAGACCAACGGAGAGACGGAGACAGCAGUACUGGAAACAAAACCUCCACCCACUGGAUUGCAGCCCGCUAGCCAGGCAAAUGAUUUGUUGGACUUGUUGGGGGGAAGUGAUAUAACACCUGUAAUCCCCACUGCACCUACAAGCAAGCCAGCCUCUGCUGGUGGAGAGCUCCUUGACCUCCUGGGAGACCUUAACCUGACAGGUUCUCCAGGAUCUGCCCCUGCGCCCCAGGUAGCACAGCCUCCGUUCCUGCUUGAUGGACUUUCAUCACAGCCUCUCUUCAAUGAUAUUGCUGCAGGAAUCCCCUCAAUUACUGCAUACAACAAGAAUGGGCUGAAGAUUGACUUCACCUUUGAGAGGUCAAACACCAACCCCAGUGUCACUGUAAUCACAAUACAAGCCUCCAACAGCACAGAGCUGGAUAUGACAGAUUUUGUUUUCCAAGCUGCAGUACCAAAGACAUUCCAGCUGCAGCUUCUGUCUCCCAGCAGCAGCGUCAUCCCUGCAUUUAACUCGGGGACCAUCACACAGGUCAUUAAAGUCCUAAAUCCACAGAAGCAACAACUACGUAUGCGGAUCAAGUUGACUUAUAAUCACAAGGGCUCAGCAAUGCAGGAUCUAGCAGAAGUCAACAACUUCCCUCCUCAGUCUUGGCAGUGAGGCUCUGGCACCAUUCUUAUUCUCACCCCACCCAAUCAAAAGAACUCUGGGAAGAAGGUUGUGAUCCAUGGCAAUCCCCCAAACUGCACCAAGGGCAUGGGGAACAGAUGAGACCUGCUGAUGAGGAGGAAUUUUCCUGAAGUGAUUGCUGACUUUGAAGCAUAUCUGUUAAGACUAAUCUCCUCUCCUCUGCUGAUGAGGCUGGCAGCUUGUGGAGGCUACUGUGCACUCCCUCACACAGGCAUUCCCAGCCAGAAGCAACAUUCCCUUCUCUUUCCCCUGCUCCCCACCCUCCCUCCCCCUGCAAAGAAACACAGCCUGGUGGAAAAGAAGUCUGGAAUUUCUAGCAGGGAAACUUUCUUCUCUCUGCAGCAAGUGAACAGCUGACCCUUCUUUCUGCUGUCUUUUUCCCCUGGGGCGGGCAAGGUGUGUUGUCAUUCAUUACUAGCUAGGUUCCAUCAGGCACUUUCAUCUGGGGCUGAGACUGGGGACUUGGGGAAUGUUAGGCUGCCCUGCCUCUUUCUUAUUGUAUCCCAAAUGUCUGAAGUGGCAGGAAUCUUCUGAUGGCUUAUUCAGUGCAUUAUUGAACACACUCACCUCUUUAGUUCUGUGAUGCAUACCAAGAGCAAGUUAGGCCUUGGGAGUCCAUCUGCAAACCUGGGAGAGUGGGGGAAAAGAGAUGCUGGUGAGAGUUGCUAAGAUUGUUUUGGUGCUGUACUUGGCAAUGAAGACCUUACACUUGAAUUUUCUUUCUUUACAUCAAAAGCUACAGCCAUGCAGUUUCACAGACAGUCUUCUGUAGCUUCCCCAGAAAAUGCGGUGAUGUAUGAGAGCUGUAGAGAUUCAAGGAGCAGCUGGUUUUCUAACACCGAUGGUUUCAAAGCCUUUUAACCCUCGUAGUUGCGGUUUGUGGGUAGGAAAGACGUGUUCACUUUGGUAGAUCAGUCUUUGAGUGAGGGCUCUGUUCCUGCUGGGAGACUUAUCAGAGACUAUGCUGAAAAGUUGCUCUUCGCAGUUAUUCCAGACCUUCUCACCAGUUGAAUUUCCAGAGCCUGUUGUAGAUCCCCUGGAUUACAUUUGAGUUACUUCUGACUGGGAUAUUUGUGUUGUAUCUGUAAUAUUGGCACUGAAAUAAAGACCAUGCAGUUUAAAGAGA
This is a messenger RNA of Colius striatus (speckled mousebird), 3934 nucleotides long. It is a transcript of the gene AP1G1, whose product is annotated as adaptor related protein complex 1 subunit gamma 1. NCBI's taxonomy places the organism in Eukaryota, Metazoa, Chordata, Aves, Coliiformes, Coliidae. Gene Ontology annotation, molecular function: clathrin-cargo adaptor activity. Bases 322 to 2778 code for a protein of 818 amino acids. Gene Ontology annotation, biological process: Golgi to vacuole transport; receptor-mediated endocytosis; intracellular protein transport. The record is from RefSeq and is a predicted model, not a curated record. The transcript is spliced from 23 exons. Gene Ontology annotation, cellular component: membrane coat; Golgi apparatus; AP-1 adaptor complex.